Messenger RNA from Dioscorea cayenensis subsp. rotundata (Guinea yam), 818 nucleotides. RefSeq names its product PLAT domain-containing protein 3-like. Bases 91 to 699 code for a protein of 202 amino acids. The transcript is spliced from 2 exons. Lineage: Eukaryota; Viridiplantae; Streptophyta; Magnoliopsida; Dioscoreales; Dioscoreaceae. The record is from RefSeq and is a predicted model, not a curated record. Gene Ontology annotation, molecular function: protein binding.
UCCCACAUUCAUUCAACCCAAACAAUAAUUUAAAGCUCCCCACCCCCAACAACACAUCAAAACAAAGAAAAACAAACCCAAAAAAUUAAGAUGAUCCCAAAAGUCCCCUACCACAUCCUCCUCCUCAUCAUCCUCAUCUCCACCACCACCUCCGCCAUUCCAACACUCAUUAAGGAAAUCAAUGUUAACAAUGAGAGCAAGCAAAGAGAACUAGUCACAGACUCAGACUAUGACUGUGUCUACAUGAUCUACAUCCGAACAGGAUCCAUCUGGAAAGGUGGCACGGACUCAGUGAUCAGCCUAACACUCAUCGGAUCGGACGGCUCAGGAGUGGCCAUCACGGACAUAGAAGCCUGGGGUGGGUUGAUGGGAAAAGAUCAUGAUUACUUUGAGAGGGGCAAUCUGGACAUUUUCAGUGGAAGAGGUCCAUGCCUCUCGUCGCCGGUGUGCUGGAUGAACCUCUCGUCGGACGGAACCGGCCCACACCAUGGCUGGUACUGUAACUACGUGGAAGUCACUACGACUGGGCCACAUGUGCCGUGUGAGCAACAGCUCUUCACUGUGGAGCAGUGGCUUGCAAGGGAUGCUUCUCCUUACCAGCUCUAUGCCACCAGAGACAACUGUGCUGCGCCGGAAGCGGCGGCCGAUGAUCGGCUUGAGCCGCGCUCACGCCAUGCACCGCGCCGGGUUGCUGUUUGAGAUUUGCAAUUUGGCUGUUUUUGGAUUAAAAUAAAAAUGUAUGUGUGGUGGUGUCUGGUUUGGUGGUUGGACUUUUGUAUGUUUGUUUUAUAAUAAGAUGUGUCUAUUUUCUAUGGUAA